CCGGGGGGGGGUUCACGUCCGGCCUGAGGGGCCGCGUGCUUUGAGCCCGGUGCCUCUCGGGGCGCCGAGGCCGUAUCCCCUCCCAGUCCUCUGGGCUCAGCCUGAAAGAAUCCCCACGGCUCCGCUCGUGGCUGUGGGAGGGGAAGAGAGGCCUCGCUGGGGCAGCUGCGGGAAGGCAGACCUGCCCGGAGCUGGUGCUGUCGUUCCUCUCGUGACGGUGCUGCUGUAAUGGCUUCCAGUUGGGACCGGCGUGGUGGAUAUUAAAUCGUGGUAAUGGAGGAUCCGUGCUAAUUGGGUCGGCGGUCUUCAGCUGGAGAGAAGGGGAGAGCUGAAGGGAGACGAUCGGAUGCACCGACCUGAGCGUGCCUAAAGAAUGCAGUGCUUAUGUUUGAGUCAGCAGGGAAGGGAGCCGUGCGGUGCCAAAAGGCUUGGAUGAGGAAAAUGAGCUGUUGUGGAGAUGUGGGGAGCACUGGGGUCUGCAAGGCAGGAGCAGGGCUCCAGCACCCCAGGGCCUGCAGCAGGGAGCCGUGUUACGGAUUCAGAACCAUUCAGGAUAUUAUGGGGAUUUGGAUACUCUGCCAGACUACUGAAAACUAAUCAUUAUAGGCCAGCUGCAUCAAAUACAUCAUCCCCAGCAGUUUGGAUGCUAUUGGCACAGCGUUCUGGCAGAAUACCUGCACUCUUUGCAGUAGUUCAGAAGAGGAGAAUUUUCACAAUGCCUGAAACAGUGCAGGAUGACACAAACCCAGGACUGUAUUCGCCGCCUCCUGAAGUGCGUGGGAUGACGCUGCUCAACCGAGAGGCUUUUAAAAGGACAGUCAUCGUUCCAGUUCUUAAAGUAAAGAAAGAAAUUGUCCAUACUUUGCUGAAGUCCCUAAAACAAACAGUACUGCAGCGACCCGGACUGAAGCGAGUGGUUGAGGAUCCAGAAGAUGAGGACAGCAAACUUAUUAUAUUGGAUCCUCAUAAAGUGCCAGAAUUCUCAUUGGGAGAGUCAGAGAAAGAGGUAUUAAAGCAGCUUCACAUUAGUCCUGAGGUGUCCGAGUACAAUUUGGAGCUGACUUAUGAGAAUUUCAAGUCAGAGGAGAUCCUACGAGCAGUCCUUCCUGAAGGCCAAGAUGUCACCUCUGGCUUUAGCCGUGUUGGUCACAUCGCUCACGUGAAUCUUAGAGACCAUCAGCUCCCUUACAGACAUUUGAUCGGCCAGGUUAUAGUUGACAAGAAUCCAGGAAUCACCUGUGUGGUGAACAAAACCAAUAUUAUUGACAGCACAUACAGAAAUUUUCAAAUGGAAGUGCUUGCAGGAGAGAGCAACCUGGUAACCAAGGUCAAAGAAAAUAAUUUCACAUAUGAACUGGACUUUGCUAAAGUCUACUGGAACCCCCGUCUUUCCACAGAACACGGCCGUAUCGUUGAGCUUUUAAAGCCCGGCGACGUCCUUUUUGAUGUCUUUGCUGGGAUUGGACCUUUUGCUAUUCCAGCAGCAAAGAAAAAGUGUGUUGUAUUUGCAAAUGAUCUCAACCCAGAAUCCUACAACUGGCUGCUGCACAACUGCAAGCUAAACAAAGUAGACAACAAAAUAAAAGCAUUCAACAUGGAUGGCAGGGACUUCCUCCUGGGGCCAGUGAGAGAAGAGCUAAGGAAAGAGCUCACACUUGUAAAAGAGCAGAAAACAGCUUUUCAUAUCGUCAUGAACUUGCCAGCUUUGGCUAUUGAAUUUCUGGAUGUUUUCAGGCAUCUCUUAGUCGGAGAGCCCUGCAGUGCUGCUGUCCUCCCCACAGUGCACUGCUAUGGUUUCUCCAAACACGAAAACCCAACCAAGGACAUCCAGGAACGGGCUGGGGCUGUGCUGGGAGCCUCCCUAGAGGGACGCUGCUCUACUUACCUGGUUAGAAACGUUGCUCCAAACAAGGAGAUGCUGUGCAUAACUUUCCAGAUCCCAGUGGACGUGCUGUACAAGAGGCCCUGCCCUGCUGGAGAAAAACCAGCCCCUAAGCGCCUGCGUACCUGCAAGGAUUCCACUGAAGAAAACAUACAGAGCUGAAAACCAGAGUUCUGGUAAUGACCUGAUUAGUUUGCAUAAGGAGUGCUGAGGUUACCUCUGGUCCUUCCCUUCAGUUGUUACCCACCUCAGGUGCACAGUGUUCCAUAACCUUCCUUUAUGAGCACUGCUUCCUGCAUUCAUUUUUUUUUUAACUGUGGGAUCAAUUGCCAGAUUGAUACUGUUCUUACUGCAAUAAAUCAAACCUCACUGUUUUUGUACAAAAA
Messenger RNA from Meleagris gallopavo (turkey), 2268 nucleotides. RefSeq names its product tRNA methyltransferase 5 (gene TRMT5). NCBI's taxonomy places the organism in Eukaryota, Metazoa, Chordata, Aves, Galliformes, Phasianidae. Gene Ontology annotation, molecular function: tRNA (guanine(37)-N1)-methyltransferase activity. Gene Ontology annotation, biological process: mitochondrial tRNA methylation; tRNA N1-guanine methylation. Gene Ontology annotation, cellular component: cytoplasm; mitochondrial matrix. The record is from RefSeq and is a predicted model, not a curated record.